AGAACGCCCCCAAAAUCUGUUUCUAAUUUUACAGAAAUCUUUUGAAAAUUGGCACAGUAUUCAAAAGUCCGUGGAAAGAAAAAAACCCUUGUCCUAGCUUCAGCUUCCAACUCUGAAGAGCGACUUGCUUCUUUUCAACGGUUUUCACAGAUCCGGUGACCCACGCUCUGAAGUCAGAAUUAGCUAACUUUUAAAAACAUCUGGAAAAAUGAAGACAUGGUUAAAAAUUGUAUUUGGAGUUGCUACCUCCGCCGUGCUUGCUUUAUUGGUGAUGUGCAUUGUCUUACGUCCUUCAAGAGUUCACGACUCUGAAGGAAGUACAAGAGCACUCACACUGAAGGAUAUUUUAAAUGGGACAUUUACCUAUAAAACAUUUUUUCCGAACUGGAUUUCAGGACAAGAAUAUCUUCAUCAGUCUACAGAUAAUGAUAUAGUAUAUUACAAUAUUGAAACAGGAGAAUCAUAUACCAUUUUGAGUAAUGCCACCAUGAAAAGUGUGAAUGCUUCAAAUUAUGGCUUAUCACCUGAUCGGCAAUUUGCAUAUCUAGAAAGCGAUUAUUCAAAGCUUUGGCGAUACUCUUAUACAGCAACAUAUCACAUCUAUGACCUUAAUCAUGGAGCGUUUAUAAGAAGAAAUGAGCUUCCUCGUCCAAUUCAGUAUUUAUGCUGGUCGCCUGUUGGGAGUAAAUUAGUAUACGUCUAUCAAAACAAUAUCUAUUUGAAGCAAAGACCAGAAGACCCACCUUUUCAAGUAACAUAUAAUGGAAAAGAAAAUAAAAUAUUCAAUGGAAUCCCAGACUGGGUGUAUGAAGAGGAAAUGCUUGCUACAAAAUAUGCUCUCUGGUGGUCUCCUAAUGGAAAAUUUUUGGCAUAUGCAGAAUUUAAUGAUACAGAGAUACCAGUUAUUGCCUAUUCCUAUUAUGGUGAUGAACAAUAUCCUAGAACAAUAAAUAUUCCAUACCCAAAGGCUGGAGCUAAAAAUCCUGUUGUUCGGUUAUUUAUUAUCGAUGCCACUUAUCCUGAGCACGUAGGUCCCAGAGAAGUGCCAGUUCCAGCAAUGAUAGCAUCAAGUGAUUAUUAUUUCAGUUGGCUCACAUGGGUUACUGAUGAACGGAUAUGUUUGCAGUGGCUAAAAAGAAUCCAGAACGUUUCGGUUCUGUCUAUAUGUGAUUUCAGGGAUGACUGGCAGACAUGGGAUUGUCCAAAGACCCAGGAGCAUAUAGAAGAAAGCAGAACUGGAUGGGCUGGUGGAUUCUUUGUUUCAACACCCGUUUUCAGCUAUGAUGCCAUUUCGUACUACAAAAUAUUUAGCGACAAGGAUGGCUACAAACAUAUUCACUAUAUCAAAGACACUGUGGAAAAUGCUAUUCAAAUUACAAGUGGCAAGUGGGAGGCCAUAAAUAUAUUCAGAGUAACACAGGAUUCACUGUUUUAUUCUAGCAAUGAAUUUGAAGGCUACCCCGGAAGAAGAAAUAUCUAUAGAAUUAGCAUUGGAAGCUAUCCUCCAAGCAAAAAGUGCAUUACUUGCCAUCUAAGGAAAGAAAGGUGCCAAUAUUACACAGCAAGUUUCAGUGACUACGCCAAGUACUAUGCACUUGUCUGCUAUGGCCCCGGCCUCCCGAUUUCCACCCUUCAUGACGGCCACACUGAUCAAGAAAUUAGAAUCCUGGAAGAAAACAAAGAAUUGGAAAAUGCUUUGAAAAAUAUCCAGCUGCCUAAGGAGGAAAUAAAGAAACUUGAAGUGGAUGACAUUACUUUAUGGUACAAGAUGAUUCUUCCUCCUCAAUUUGACAGAUCAAAGAAGUAUCCCUUGCUAAUUCAAGUGUAUGGUGGUCCUUGCAGUCAGAGCGUAAGGUCUGUAUUCGCUAUUAGUUGGAUUUCUUAUCUUGCAAGUAGGGAAGGGAUAGUCAUUGCCUUGGUGGAUGGCCGAGGAACAGCUUUCCAAGGUGACAAACUUCUGUAUGCAGUAUAUCGAAAGCUGGGUGUUUAUGAAGUUGAGGACCAGAUCACAGCUGUCAGAAAAUUCAUAGAAAUGGGCUUCAUUGAUGAAAAAAGAAUAGCCAUAUGGGGCUGGUCCUAUGGAGGCUAUGUUUCAUCACUGGCCCUUGCUUCAGGAACCGGUCUUUUCAAGUGUGGGAUAGCAGUGGCUCCUGUCUCCAGCUGGGAAUAUUACGCAUCUAUCUACACAGAGCGAUUCAUGGGCCUCCCAACAAAGAAUGAUAACCUCGAGCACUAUAAAAAUUCAACUGUGAUGGCAAGAGCAGAAUAUUUCAGAAAUGUAGACUAUCUUCUCAUCCACGGAACAGCAGAUGAUAAUGUGCACUUUCAAAACUCAGCACAGAUUGCUAAAGCUCUGGUUAAUGCACAAGUGGAUUUCCAGGCAAUGUGGUACUCGGACCAGAACCACGGCAUAUCCGGCCUGUCCACGAAGCACUUGUACACCCACAUGACCCACUUCCUGAAGCAGUGUUUUUCUUUGUCCGACUAAAAAAUGACGCAGACGAAGCCUGUAUCACAGUCGGAACACUUCGUAUAAAUGCCUCAGACCAUUUGUUCGUUUUACUCUUUAUGCUGUUAAAUCCUGGUACAAACAAACAAAUGAACGAUGUUCUAAAGGCUGGCGGAAGAUGAAGACUCAGAAGUUCAUCCCAAAUACUGUUUACAU
This is a messenger RNA of Enhydra lutris kenyoni (northern sea otter), 2665 nucleotides long. RefSeq names its product fibroblast activation protein alpha (gene FAP). The record is from RefSeq and is a predicted model, not a curated record. NCBI's taxonomy places the organism in Eukaryota, Metazoa, Chordata, Mammalia, Carnivora, Mustelidae. Bases 209 to 2488 code for a protein of 759 amino acids. The transcript is spliced from 26 exons. Gene Ontology annotation, molecular function: serine-type endopeptidase activity; dipeptidyl-peptidase activity. Gene Ontology annotation, biological process: proteolysis.